Messenger RNA from Prorocentrum cordatum, 761 nucleotides. The record is from the annotation of a GenBank genome assembly. Lineage: Eukaryota; Dinophyceae; Prorocentrales; Prorocentraceae.
GCGGCUGGACGCACUGACGUACGUCAUGCUCGUGUCGCCCCUCGUGUUCUUGGUGUUGUCGUGUUUAUCGCUGUUCAUCUUCAUUGCGCUGCCUUCGCCCCCAGAGGCGCUGUCGCUGCCGGCGUGGCCCGUGCUGCGAUCGCAUUUUUGGCUCCUCCUGGGCAAUGCGCUGCUGGCUUUCUGCAUGAACGUGGUCCACGCGCUGUUCAUGAAAAAUAGCUCAGCCAUCACCUUCAUCCUCACAGGCGUGUUGCUGAAGGACAUCUUGAUAGUCUUAGCUGGGUCCAUACUCUUAGGCCACAGCCCGCGCAGCCUGACUAUUUGGGGCUUCGGUAUGCAGCUCGUGGGUAUCCUGAUGUGGUCGCUGAUGAAGGCGAGCCCGACCCUCGCGACGGACCUCUGCUUCGCGGCGUGCCCGGCAGCCACGCCGCGGUCACUCCAGGCCGGCGACCAGUGGGAGGAGCUCCAGACCGACAGCCAGGAUCCCCGGCCAGCAGGACCUGAUGUUAGAGUGCCGGCAGCACGCCGCCCACGGCCACAAGAUGUCGGGGCUCUCCACGUGCAAGAGCAGCGGCUCCGACAUCAGCCACGAGAGCACCAGGCUGCCGGUGGACGACUGGUCCCCGGGGCAGCUCUCCGAGCCGCCCAGCGUGAGGCCCCUCUGACGACCGCCGCUCGGCGCCAGCCUCCGCCCGCCGGGGAUCGCCCGCCGCCGCUCGGGCGCGUCCGCGAGCUGCCCGGGGCGCGUCCGAGCGCUGCUG